UGCAAGUAAAAGUAAUGGACAACACGAUGAAGUGAUGCACAGCUGGGCAGAUGAUACUCCCUGAUGUGGUAGUGCAGUAUUUUUUUUGACAGGUUUAUGAAGUGUAUUGGUAUAUUCCAGCAGGACUGGAAUGUGCCACCGCUGCAGCAGGUUAGCAGGACACCUAGUGGCUUUGGUAAAUGGAACUGGAAUUACUUCUCCCUCUUACUGAUACACUGUCAAGAUUUUCAGAAUAGGCUCUCAGUUCCUCACUGCUUCUGUAUUGUCUCAAAGCAUUUUGCACCACAGUUCUUCCCUGUAUUUUUUUCUGCAUUUAACGAAGCAGGGGAAAAAAAUCCCUGCAUGCAUUCUAAGUACUGUGACCCACUUUCAGAAGAAAUAUUGUUGGUGCUUAUUGCAUGACUGCUGUAGUCAGGGUUUUCAGCACAAAGCAGUUCACUUAAAAUCACAAAUUCCAUAUAUCGACUUUAUUAUUUUGUUGCCACUAAGGCAGGGAGGUGCUUUUCAUGAUGGUGAGUAUUUUUAAAACUAACCAUUUUUAAUGUAAUGCAUAUAGAGGUUUUCUUUUAUCAUAUUCGUAUUAUCCAUUACCUCAUUUUUAUUUCUUCUGGGACUAAGUAAUUCCCACUAAAUCGAUAAUUCAUAUGAAAGUGAGACACUUAAAUGACACUUAAGGAAUCUGUGCAUGUAAAAUGCUUUUCUUAUAAAGCCACAAGUCAGCCUCUCAGUGAAAUUAAAACCACUACACAUUGAGUGUUCAAGGUCACCUUGUAGUGCAGGCAGAUACAGUGCUGCCACAUCAGGUUAGGCAGGAUCUAUCUAACCUAGUAUUAUGUCUCAUUUGCUGGCUGGCAGCAACAUCAGAAGUGUACCUGUGAUUAAUGUGAGGUGAACUGUAGUUUGCCAGGGGUCUUGGGCACCUCCUGAAGAAACCAGAAAAAAUCUAAAAUCACCUGAAGGUUAGACGAGUUCACCAAGAACAAAUUAUGGCUUUCUGUGCUGAUCUGCUGCUCUGCACUGGAGCUGCAUCCUGCCCUGAUAAUCUUCACAGACACCAGCAGCCAUUGCAGCUGCCAGCAAGGAGCAGCAUUUCAUAGCCAGGUUGGCAAAGACUCCUCAAGCAUUGCCAAGAGAGCAUCAAGACAGUAAAGUGACAACAGAAUUGGUAACCCAGUGGGUCAAAAGCUUAAGAUCCAAUUGCAGGGAACUUGGUCCCUUCAGUCAAGUGCUCUAAAGCAAAUGCCUUUACAUAGUAGAGAAAAACGCAAUUGAUAGACUUUUAAAUCAGAAAAGAUCUGACCCAAACAGCUAGAACAAGACUUAAUUAUGGUCCAUUGAGAUCCUAUGCAGAUUAAUUUCAAGCAAUUUUUCUCAGCAGGUAGAGAAAACCAGUGUUUUGAGGAUUUCCUCUUGUGUCACAUUCAGUAAUGAUAUACAGUCAUUAAACAAGUUGCUAGAGAAGUUUGAGGCUAUCCCUUUCCCAGACAAAAUUACCUUUCUCAAAAUAGAGAUAAUCUACAUAAAUUAAUUUUCCAUCAUUUCAUUGCUUGUAAAAACUAGCUAUGACAUAAUUCAUAGCUGGUAGCAAGCCUUGUUCCAACACCCAGUUCCAGAAAUGACAAUGAAGACAUUAGCUGGGAUUUUCUUUCUCUGACCUCAUCAGAUGACAUAAAAUAGACCCUCUGAAUUCUAUUCUUUAGCAAAUGUCUAUGAAUUAUAGACUGAAUAAAUUAUAAUCAUCCUCUGCUUUCAAACAGAUGACACUGAGCAGAUGUGACUUUGAUAGGUUUCAAGAUCGUAGUCUUCAUAAGCCCAUGAUUUCCUUUUAUAGUAUUUCAGAAUCAUGGUAUCUGGUUAUAUAUCUUUGAAGAGAUCUGCCUGUUCCAUGCAAGCGAGAUAGGCUUUUCUCUUAGCUUUGAUCUCACAUUUCCACAUGUCCCUUGAAUAUUUGUGAUUUAUAUUAAUGAUCAUAGAAUCAUUAAGGUUAGAAAAGAUCUCCAAGAUCAUUGGGUCCAUCCUUUGAUCAAACAUCACUAUGCCCACUAAAUCAUGACACUAAGUAUGAUGACCGACCAAUCAAUUCUUGAGCACUUCCAAAGAUGGUAUCGCCGCUAAUUUUCUGGGCAGUCUAUUCCAAUGCCUAAUCACUCUUUCAGUGAAAAAAAUUAUUCCUAAUGUCCAACAUAAACCACCAUUUCCUCUUGUUUUGUUAGUAGUUACCUGGAAGAAGAGGCAAACUCCACAUCCUAUAAUCUCUUUAGGCAGAUGUAGAGAGCAAUGAGGUUACCUCUGAGCCUCCUUUUCUCCAGGACGAACAUCCCCAGCUCCUUCAGUAGCUCCUCCUAGGAAUUACCUCUGGACCCUUCAUCAAUUCCUUCACCCUUCUCUGGACUCACUCCAGCCUUUCAAUGUCCUUUUUGUAGAGAGGGCCCAGAACCAAACACAGCACUCAAGGUGUGGCCUCACCAGUGACAAGUGCAGAGGGACAAUCACUGCCCUGAUCCUGCCAGACACACUACUGCCAAUAUAGACCAGGAUGCCACUGGCUUUCUUAACUACCUGGAUGCAGGCUGGCUCUUGGUCAGCUGGGUAUUGACCACCAUCCCCAGGACCUUUUCUUUUCUGCUGCACAGCCUUCCAGUCACUUUGUCCUAGCCUGUAGCUCUGCAUGGUGUUUUUUGUGACCCAAGGGCUGGACCUGCCACUGGGCAUUGUUGAACCUCAUACAGUUGGCCUCAGCCCAUUAAUUCAGACUUUCCAGAUAUUUCUGCAGAGCCUUCCUGCCCUCCAUCAGAUCAACACUCCCACAAAACUUAGUGCCACUGAGCUUUGCAGUUUUAAACAUCAGUCCUUAUAAAAAUUUAUAUAACUUCCUUUGAUAGUUAUAAUCCCAAAACACUGUGUAUAGGCUGAUGAAAGGCCCCACAUAUCAUCAGUCAACCAAUUAUUAAAAUUUAGAAGGCACUACUUCAAAGUGCUAUUUAAAUAUUGUACCAAGACACUACCCUGUCUCCUGAAUGAUGGCUCUUUGUCCCUUGUCUUUCCCACAAGGAAAAUACCUCUGAGAGAAGGUCUGUGAGUAAAUCUUUGGGAGAUUGCUGAAAUUCUCUCUUCUCAUUUCUUUUGCCUCUCUCUCAUUUGCCUACAUCCAAAACCAUUGUAAGACUUUGCAUCUUUUUCAAAUUGCAGUGAAUACACAUCUUCAUUCCAUAUUCUGUUAAUAUCACCUUGUUACUUUUAUUUUAAAUAUGAAAAUCUUCCAUGUGCUACUGCAUCACUACUACACACUCAUACAUAGUUUAUCAAAAGUAUGAAUACUGUGAAUAUUACUUUAGGGAUUUUUAUAUUUAUUAAGAUAAUAUAAGGUUUUAGAAAAUGAAAUUUAUUCAGUUUUUGGCAAUAGUCCUUGUUUGUACACCAGAAGUUGUCAUUCUUAAUGUAACAAUUCUGGUUUUACUGCACUGUCUGAGAAUCAAAAGCUGCUCUAGCCAUCAUUACCAAACAAUGACUGGCUUGGUUGCAUUAGGUAUUUAAUUUUCUAGACUUCAACUAGAGAAAACAAAGCCUAAUAGCUUGAUUGUUUUGAGACUUCUUUAUUCCUCACAGUUUGAAGGACUCAUGUACUUGCUUUCUUUAGACUCUCUUUUUUUUUCCCCCAUUUGUCUUAAAACAUUCCAGUUUCACCCAUGGUGUAAAGAGAUUUGAAGCCUCAUGAGAAGCAGGCUGAAUAUAGGUAUGGAAAUACUUAUUUAUCAGUGACUUUCAAACUUAAUGAUAAAGAUAUUUCAAGUACUAUAGCAUGUGUCUGAUUCAGGGUCUGAUUCAGAGAUGAGAAUGAUGUAUUCAGCAUUUUCUUAAAUGGCACUGGUAUAAUUUCAUGCAAAUAAAGGUGUAUAUUUCCAGAUAAUUUUUCAUGUAACAGUUACUGAAAUGUGUAUGAGAUUUUUUUUGCUUUUUUCUGGAAUUUAUGGUAGGGAACAGAUAAUCCUGUUGGUAUGUUUAUGGUAUGAUUCACGUAGAAAAUGAUAGAAGGAAAUGUUUAUCGACUAUGUACCAAUACUACCAAUACUACCCUACAGAUGAAUGGAGUGACAGAAAAGCCACUCCAUUGGAAUGGAAAUGUGGGGUUGACCUCCAAUGCUAUCUUAACUAAAAUUGUCUCAGUUAAAGUCCUUGUACUCUCAAUAACCGACUGUCAUGCUUCAUAUUUUGUGAUGAAGUGACUUCAUGCUUCAUACCAUGCAAGAGUAAUUAAAAUUUGAGACAAAGGUGCAAAGUUAUCACUUCCUAACUGGGAGAGCUAUGAAUCACACAAAAGAACAAAGUCAAAUUAAGGUGGUAGAUUGGAUUUUUGUGUCUCUGUUACUGGUGACUAAUCUGUUUCAUCCAUAAUACCUCAAACUUGCAAGUGCACAUACUUACACCCAUCUAAAAACAGUUCCUGAAUGCAUGGCAAAGGCAAAUGACUGAACAGCCAGCUAGCACCAGAUGGCAUGGCAGGACACUGGCUAAAAAUUUAGUGAACUAAAGUGUCAAAGAUUUGUUUGUCUGCAAAGAAGGUCAUACCUAAAACUCCCCAAGAAAAUUCCUAUAAAUACCUAAAUAUAAGAUACUCCUUAGAAAUGGAAGUUUGUUUGAACUGUGUCCUGUUCAUUUUUUCCCAUUUCCACUUAGGUUUGUGUAUUAUUAAAAUAGCAACCUAAGUGUUAACCCACUUACUCAGUUUUGAGACUGUGAAUUUGAAAUGUAUAUUUCAAAAUAGGUGAAGGGUUUCUGGAGCAAUUAUAUAAGUUUCAGUUAUUUGUGUUACAGGCUUUGUUAAAAAAACUUGCUAUUUAUUCAGAAAGAAAACAUUUGCUGCUUAUAUUAGUUCCAAAAUUUUUCACAUUUAGAUGGCAUUUCAAAAAAGAAUGAAAGCUAACUUUUCUUUCCCAAGAUAUUGGGAAAGUUGCAUGAUUCCUUCUGAGUCAUCCUUUUGAGAUAUGAUGGAGGUGGGUUUUAUAAGUCAGAUGAUGCUGUGAGCGUACAACAGAUGUGCCAAGCUGGACUUGGUCCUUGCAUCAUCAGACACUGUUGUAAGUGCUAAAAGCCACUCAGUCAGAGGGAGUUUGAGCAUGACUGAAAUGUCAUAUAGAACAACUAGGUUUGUUUUUUCUGGAGGUAUUGUGAUUUAUUUCCAUAAUUAAAAAAACUUUUGCACUCUAAAAAAGUUAAUAAUACAGACUCAUUGAAGUAGAGAGUCAUUAAAAGGAAGGAAGAACUCUUCCUCAAAAUGAUGACUCAGUUAAGAAGACAGAUUUGUGAAAGCUGCUCCAUACAGUAGAAGUUCUCACCCAGAAGGUCCUCCCACCAGCCCCGCCAGAUUGUGUGAAGAGAUUCAGAGGACAUGCUUGCUAGCCAGGCAUUGGGAAAGGGAUCAGAGACUGAUACGCCUAAUCUACUCUGCAUCCACCUCCCCUGUGCUUUUCCAAGGAUGCCCUGCCAUUCCAAGCCAUUAACCAAACUGAUGUUUGGAAUGAAUCAAAAGGAUUUCUGGUCUGAAUUCAGAAUGGUAUUCCUCUGUCCCCUGUGCCUUUUUUUCCUUCAUCCUACCCUAUGUGAAGUCAGUGAUCAUUCUCUUUAGUCUCCUCCAUAUGGAAGAAUGUAUUAGAAAAGAAGGACAAAUGCUCAAACAGAACAUACCCUUUCAGUCCCAAAGGAGACAGAGGGAAACAAACAGCAUUUACACCUUAUUUUCUUCACUUUAUAUUUGUAAAUAAGUUGGAAGGUUUGGGCUGUUUCUUUUCUUUUACAGAGAGAAUUUCUGGUCACCUAAUCUUGAUGGUACACUUAUUUGUGUGCUAAGCAAAAAGGAACACUCUGUUCAGCUAUUCCUAUUCUGUUCAGCUGAUAGUUCAGAAAUCAAUAAAGUGUUGCUCAAACUCCAAGUUCCAGUCUCUAAACAUCUGCCUGAUGUUAACUAUAUCUCAUAUAUGCUUGUUUGCAAGAUUUUUCCAGACUCAGUAUCAGUAUUUGGAUGUAGUGGCCAUGCAGAAAAUAAGUUAAAUUACCUAGAAUGAAUAUUUCUUAAAGGAAAACUUAUCCAUGUGUAUCAGUCAGUUCAAGCAAAGGCAGAUGCCACAUAGUUAUAAAAGAAAGAGCCACCCAUUUUUGCUGACAGCAAAUAUAUACCAAUCAACAGCAAUAAUGAAAAUUUACCAGCAUAGUUAUUUUUCACACAAACAGCAAGGCAAAUAUUGAUCAACUGCCUUAACUCAGUCAGGCAUUAAGUUUCCUGAUUGAGGAAAAAAAUGGUAGCCAAGUGAUGCAUUUAUAAAAUGCAUACAUGUUGAAAAGGAAAUAAUUGUAUGUAUAGAUGCUGGUAUGGAAGAACCAACUAUGCUCACUGCUCUUUAGAUAGAUAUAAUGCAUUUUCUUCUUAUUAGUGAUAAGUUUUAGUAUAAGAAUUUGAGUCAAAGCUUAGCACAGAAGAAACAUUUGUUGCCAGUACACAUAUGAUGUUCUCAUGGUUCUGUCUCAGAUGUCAUAGUAGUAAUCUAAAAUUUUAAUUUCAUAAAGGAUGAAAAUGACCUUCCCAUUCUGGCUGAUUUUGGAUAGGACAUCUUUGAAAUAGAAGGAGACCCAGAAUCUUGUAGGUUUCAUGAGUAUAUCCUGCAUUUCAGGGGUGGUGAGUAGUGAGAAUGGACAAACAGUCUGUUGUAAAAUCUCAGCUGUCAAUAUGUUACAUUUUCAGACACAAAAUCGAAGUUCAAUUGAUAAUGCACCUUUAUGUGUAGACUCUUCCAAGCCUUUUUUGCAUGGACUUUAAGAACUCAAGCAUGAUAAUCUCUAAUUGUACAUACUUAAUCUGCCUUUCCUUAAACAGAGGUUGAAAUAAUGUUUAACAAAUGAGUCAUUUUAGUUUCCAAAUAUCAGUGAAUUACUUAAAAGUUAUAAAUAUAUAUGCACUAAAAUAAUCCAUAUGAAAUUAGCUUCCUUCCGGAUUACUCUUUUUCUGCAAAAAUCUUCUCACAGUAGCAGUCAAGAACACUAUAUGCUUAAAUAUACGGCUUAAAUUUGUCUGUAAAUUAAAUAAACAUGGAACUUCAGUCCUGACAAUUCAAACACCAACUGGUAAAGGUGUUAUGCAUCAUUGCUCAAAAUCCCAGUUCACUAUUUUAUAACAACGUUAUUACAAACAUGUCCUAAUUCACAUAGGAAUUGCUUAGAUAUCCAGCAACAAGCAUGUCUGGAGUACCAUAGGAAGCUACUUGCUCAGCUACAUUAGUCAAAGGCUUUACAGUUCACACAUAGAUUCUUUUAAUAUUAUUCGUAAUGUUAUAUAUAUUCUGUGUAGUCUGGAGUUAAUUUAUUGUCUCUCUGUAAGGGUAUUGUAUUCAUUUUUAUUUCAUUUUAUUUAAUUAAAGAUCCCCACAGAGUGGCUAACUGCCUGUCAAUUCUUGCUUUUAUGCAAUACUUUCCUUAAAUCUUUUUGGUAAUACUCAGUUCAUGAAGACCUUCAAGUAGAAUGCAGGAUGAGGCAUUAUGAAUCAUUGACUCAAAAAAACAGUUACUAUGGGCAGUAGCCCAUUAUUAACUCUGUGUUCUCCUCUGUCAGGUAUUGAAUGAUAAUUAAAAUGUGCAGCUUUCCUUACCCGGGUGAUUGUCAGAGGCCCCAAACACUGAAAAUGGAUUUUGGGCAGAAAAGUUCUGAAUCACAGCACUGAGACUUAGCCCGUAUCAUUCUCAUCUAUCAGUUUUCUGAAGAAAAAGCUUUUAUUUUACACAUGUACAGACAGCAUAACAAUUCUCUGCUAUUUAUUCUCCACCACAUCCCAUUACCAGUUACCAAUAUGUCCCAAACUGCCACUGCACAAGCAAUGGCAGAUAUUCAGACCCUAGUAGUCAGAGUGUAAAUCACAAAUUUAGCAUUACAUAUAUCAAAAUUCUAUAAAAAUAAUAUUCCUUUUUUUUUUAUUUUAUCAUUUAAGCUUUUUUAGUUUUUCUUUGUUUCUGUAUUUUAGAGCUCACAGCUCCCAAACACAACAUGUUAAACUUAUGUCCAUAAGAGAGGGCUUGGUUUGUCUGAGUGGAUUCCAGAAGCCUAGGUAAAAAACCCAGAGGCUCAAAAUUUAUCAUAAUUGACAUUAUCAUUGCACUAUAGUGCAUCCAAUGCACUUAGAAAAGUGUGCUGUUUUCUAUUUCUACCUCUGAAGUGUAUGCUUUGUAUAUUAGUGAUUGACUGAAGAUAGGAUGUCUUUUUCUAAUUUAUUUUUUUUCUUCUAACACAAAGGAUUAUGCUUAAAUGACCCUAUUAAAAAUAAAGAUUUUCUAUAAUGGAGAAAAAAAUUAAAACUCCAGGAAUUUUAGAGUGACAGAAAUGGAAAAAGUAGCACAAUCUAUUGAGCAAACAAUUAUCCUUAACCUAACUGGCUUCAUGUAUAUGAAUCAUCCUGUCACAUUAAAUGCUUCCUGUGCCUUAUGUAUUUUGUGAUAUUGCUUUCUUUGAGAGUACAGGGACCUAAGUGCAAGUGAAAGGGCUUUUUAUUUGAACUCUGUUUAUAUAGUAAAGAAGGAAGGAAAAUCCAGAGUUCUAAUCUGAGAAAUCCACUGUUGGUAAUCUAAAAAAAAUAAUGUUUUUGUAUGUAAAACUACCUGAGGAAGUCCUGUCUGAGUGCAAGAGACUAUACCAGAUGCAUCAAAGCUUAUGGAAAACUCAUAAGCCUAGGGAAACCCUGACUGUGAUUAAAGAAUUGCUACUAUUUAGUAUGAACCUGAUCAUACAUUUUGUUCUAAAGUAUACAGACAUUGGCAAAAUUCCUUGAUUGAGGAAAUUAAUUGGAAGUUUGAUUCACAGCAUUGCUGCUUCCAGCAAUACCACAGGCAAGCUGCUUUGACUUCAGUGGAACAAGCUUCUUUUAAUCUUCUUACCUGGCAGAAGAUUUAGUUGGAAGUGAAACUAGUCUGCAAGACUUCUACUGUCUUCAAAAACCACAACAUUAUUUUAGGAAGCUGUGCCUCUGUUAAGCAGUUACCAAUAAGCAGUGGUAGUGACAUCUGACAUUCCCGCUCAGAAUUAAGCACAACUCAUGUGGUUCCCAUAUCCACGAUUAGUCCAGGUUUUAGGUGUCCACCUGCAAGAGGCACAGGAGUCUCAAGGGUUGUGAGUACAAGUCAUAGUUUCACAUUUUGCAGUGCUGAAGUCAUACAUACCUUCAUACAUUUCAACCCAAACUUGCUCACUCUUAGCUCUCUCUGAGACAGAAGAGACACAAAAGAAUGCACAUUUGCACCAAAGUCAAGGAUUAUUCUCUCUGUUCUGUUGAAAUAUCUUUUGAAAUAUCAAACUUUGACCAGCUCUUCAAGCCAGGCUUUUUUUCAAAUGAAACAAGGUACCAGAGAUACAUCCUUUCAGCCUAAAGUAAAAUAGACAUUUACUGAUAUAAUCUAUGAAAGCUUGAUUUGACAAGCGUGGGUUCAGCAAUAAAAGCAACCAAUGUAAAAUCAUGAUGAUAUGAUCAAUGUUAAGUCAGAUAUUUAAAUCUUAAAAGAAAAAAAUAAAAGAAGUGCAUGAAAUAACAAACCUGAUCACAUGUGUAAAUAAGAGGUGAGGGAUGUCCUCUCAUCAAAUCUGCUCUGUCCUCAGUCUUAAGCUGAAGUAUUCAGUUCUUCUGUCACAGCAUAAAGUAACAAAAAAGAAGGGUAUAAAAUUGUUUAGCUGAGCCCAGACAGUUUUAUACAGGGAAGAAGAUACCUAGAAUUUAUGAUGAUGCUUCUGAAUCUAAUGAAGUGCUCCUUUAAUAACUGAAGCCACAGUUUGUGUUCUUUCUAUUUUGAAGGAGACUGAAAAUGGAAAUUUGGAUGACUGUUCUUUUAUUCUAGUCUAUUUUCUCUUCCAAUUAUGGAAUAUAACUACUUAUAAUCAUGAAGUUAUGAUAACCUCAGGAAAGGAGGAAAACAGCAAAUCAUUUUUAUUUUUGCUUAGCCAGAAAAGAUAAUAUUUUUGAAUCACUGAACACUUUUCACAGCUUUGUAUCAUCCGAUAGAGUGAUUUCUUUUAAACUUAUGAAUUAGUUCUGUGUAUUUAUAAUUAUAUGGAGUAAGGAAAUCUAUAGUCAUUGCUCUUUUCCCUUUCCAAAAACACCCCUAAAAUAUAUACAUUUUAACCUUUUUUGAAUCUUACACCCAUAGCAGCUGCUUCAGUUAAAAGACAGAGGAUUGGUCAUUGCUGCAUUCUUUUCUUCCCUGGUUUCAUUUACAAAAUUAGUGGAAUUGCUGAGCCAUGUUAUUACAAUGUUUUUGAACCAGUUGGAUAUGGAAUCAGGAAAUCAAACAGAAAAGCACAAAAAGCUUUGGGGAAAAAAAAUAGCUUGGGCAAGAAAGGGAGCUGGUUUUGUAUUUCUGUAAUGCACAAGAACCGAGACUGUUGCUUUACAGAGGAUUUUCUGGGCUAUGAAUUAUAUAAAAGACAUUGAAUUAAAAUAUGAUGCCCAAAACCAAGAUCAGUGCAGCCCAGUUGCUCCUUUUUGAGUAUCAUUCUUCUGUAUUCUGAAACACAAAAGCCAAACUGGGCUGAGAUGCAAGACUGAGAAGCAAUCUGAAUAUAUCUUGUGUGAGGCCCUGAACAUCAAGUCACAGAUCUUGAGAGUUUUUUGAGGACUCAGUUUGGCCACUUAAAACAUUCCUCUGAGGUUUACGGCUUCUUCUUAAAACAUAUGUACAGUUAGAGACCAUGAAUAAUAGUGUGGUGUAGCAAAAAAAAAAAAAAAAAAAAAAAAAAAAAAAAAAAAAAAAAGCUAUUUCCAUUUGUAUUCAAAGUUGUGUUCCACUGAAGUCAAAUACAUAUUUCCAAAUGUAACCAUUUCUGGUAGAUUUACACAAAUGAAGACUGUUCAUGCUGCUGGUUUUAUUGUCUUCCUGUGUUAGUCUUACAGACUGUGUUAGACUUACCAGUUCCUGAACCUAGAAUAGUUGCAAAUCCGCCAAUUUCAUACCAUAUAGUAAGUUAGCUCUUGUUAAUUCCUGCGAGAUUUAUGGCAGCAUGCAGCAAAACUUCUCUACACUACUGAUCGGUGGAUUUCAGUCUGUUCAGCAGUAGAAAUCUCCAUCUCAUGUGUCAUUUCAAGGAUAAAAUCUUUUGAAACUGCAUGGAGUUCAAUUUUGAUCCAUUAAGCUGGUGCUCACAAAGUAUCUAGAGCUACUCAAAGACACUUUUAGAUAACUAAAUGUAUUUUUGCUAACUAGACCUCCCUGUUGAAAAUAAUAGUUGGAUAGUACAUGUGUGACUUUUGCCUGUAGCUGAUUUUCCAGUUAAUUAUUUCUGAAGACAAAGUAAUUUAAAUUAAUAUCCCAUAGGAAAAGGAAGGUUUCAAUUUUUAAUCUCCUUGCUAGAUUUUACAGAGCUGGGUCUUAGUGCCCAUGGAUGAAGUAGUAGUUGAUAUGGGAUUUUUGAAUUUCAGCAAAAUUUGACACUAUCUUGCCCAGUAUCAUUGUGGGAAAAAUGUCCAUCACACUGCUAGACAAUUCCAUAACAUUUUGGGUAAGAAACUGGGUGAUGGGUUGGGUUUAAAGAGUUAUAGUGGUUACACAUGUGGGAUUUCCUUGUGCUCAAUUUUAGGGCCAGUGCUCUUUAAUGUUUUCUUAAAGUGCCUGGAUGCAGGAAUCAAGUUUAUCUUAAAUGAAUUUGCCGAUAGUAUUAAGCUAGGAUUCCCUCAAGGGUAGAGAGGUAUUACUAAGAAAUCUGGAUAGACUAGACAUCUGGGCCAUCACCAACCAUGUGAAAUUUAAGAGCAAGUGCCAGAAUCUCUGCCUGGGACAGAGUAAUAAUGAUUAUACAUUUAAAUUGGAGGAGAAGUGAUUUCAGCUCUGCAGAAAGAGAUCUGGGUAUCUGGGUUGAUUACAAGUUGGACAUGACCCAGCAGUGCCCUGGCAUCCAGGAGGGCCACCUGUGUCCUGGGCUGCAUCAGGCACAGCAUCACAGCCAGGUAAGGGAGGGGAUUGUCCCACUCUGCUCUGCACUGGGGUGGCCUUACCUCACGUGCUGGGGGCAGUUCUGGGUGCUAUAGUGUAAGGAGGACAACAAAUAAUUAGAGUGUGUCCAGAGGAGGGCAAUCAAGAUAGUGAAAGGCUUUGGGGGUUAAAACUUUGGAGUAAUGGUUGAGGUCACCUAGCUUGUUCAGCCUGGGGAAGAGAAGACUGAGUGACCCCAUUGUAGUCUAAACAUGGGAGUUCCUCAUGGGAGGCAGCAGAGGGGAAGGUGCUCAUCUCCUCCUUCUGGUGAUCAGUGAUAGGAACAAGAAAAUGGAAUGAAGCUGCAUUAGAGGAAAUUCAGAUGGGAGAUUAGGAAAAAGUUCUUCCCUGAGAAGGUAGUUGAUCACUGCAACAGGCUCCCCAGGGAAUUGUCCAUGGCACCAGGCCUAUCAGAGUUCAAGAACUAUCAAGAUGAUGCUCUUACUCUUGUGAUUUACUUUUAGAUGGUUCUGUAAGAAAUGAGGAGUUAAUGAUCUUUAUGGGUUUCAUUCAACUUGAGAGAUUUUAUGAUUCCAUGAUUGUAAAAAAAUGAUCAUAGUGAUUAUCAUAGCCCCUGUUCAGGGGCAGCCUGAAGAGAAAAAUCUCAUAUUCCAUCUAAUUGAUAUCACCCUUGUACUUAUACAUCACUGGUUUUAUGAUUAUUUUUGAAUUCUAAAUACUUUUAGCAAUAAUUGUCAUUGUGAUAAGUAAUAAAGUUUAAAACUGCUAUGAAUUUUUAAAUUAAGUGAAUUAUAACCUAAUGACAAGGAUUUAAAGAAAGUCAUAUUAUACAUUUCAGAACAAAGAGACAUCAUCAGCAUCCUUUGCUUUGUGGAUAUCCUUUCAUCUCCAGAUUCAAAGGGCAUAAUAUUCAUAUUAUUCAUACCUCAGCAUACAAGGCCUGUGACAGAGGGUUAGCCCAGAUCAGUGGAGUCAUGCGUCACACAGCUCUAUCAUGCUGGCAGCUGUUCCUGGGUCUGGCUGUGCUGCUUGUCUUCACAAGGACCACUGUGGGCUGCCCAGCCCGCUGUGAAUGCUCAGCACAGAACAAGUCUGUCAGCUGUCACCGAAGACGUCUGAUGUCCAUCCCAGAAGGCAUUCCCAUUGAGACCAAAAUCUUGGACCUCAGCAAGAACCGAUUGAAAAAUGUUAACCCUGAGGAAUUCACAUCAUACCCAUUGCUGGAGGAGAUUGACCUCAGCGACAAUAUUGUCUCCAAUGUGGAGCCUGGAGCUUUUAACAAUCUCUUCAACUUGCGCUCCUUGAGGCUGAAAGGAAACCGUCUGAAGUUGGUCCCCCUUGGGGUGUUUACUGGGUUGUCAAACUUAACAAAGCUUGAUAUAAGUGAAAACAAAAUUGUCAUUUUGCUGGACUACAUGUUUCAAGACCUGCAUAACCUAAAAUCCCUGGAGGUUGGGGACAAUGAUUUGGUGUAUAUAUCACAUAGGGCCUUCAGUGGGCUGCUUAGCCUGGAGCAGCUCACCCUGGAGAGAUGCAACCUCACAGCUGUACCAACAGAAGCUCUUUCUCACCUCCACAACCUCAUCAGGCUGCAUUUGAAACAGCUCAAUAUUAACGCUUUGCCGGCAUAUGCCUUUAAAAGACUGUUUCGCCUGAAAGACCUGCAGAUAGAGGCCUGGCCUCUCCUGGACAUGCUGCCUGCCAACAGUCUGUAUGGCCUCAACCUGACUUCACUCUCCAUCACAAACACCAACCUGUCUGCAGUACCUUACUCUGCUUUUAAACAUCUGGUUUACCUGACACAUCUCAACCUCUCUUACAACCCCAUCAGCACCAUAGAGGCAGGCAUGUUGUCGGAUUUAGUGCGCCUGCAGGAGCUCCACGUUGUGGGGGCACAGCUGCGCACCAUUGAACCACAUGCUUUCCAAGGGCUCCGAUUCUUACGUGUGCUUAAUGUGUCCCAAAACCUGUUAGAAACCCUAGAAGAGAAUGUAUUCCAUUCCUCCAAAAGCCUUGAGAUCCUCUGCAUUAACAAUAACCCUCUGGCCUGUGACUGUCGUCUUCUUUGGAUUUUGCACCGGCAGCCCACCUUGCAGUUUGGUGGCGAGCCACCAAUGUGUGCUGGCCCAGACAGUGUCAGAGAGAGGUCAUUCAGAGACUUUCACAGCACAGCUCUCUCCUUUUAUUUCACCUGUAAGAAGCCCAAGAUACAAGACAAGAAGUUGCAGUACCUGGUAGUGGAGGAAGGACAGACUGUGCAGCUGAUGUGCAAUGCUGAUGGGGACCCACAGCCUACCAUUUCCUGGGUUACCCCACGCCGGAGGUUGAUCACAAUUAAAUCAAAUGGCAGAGCCACUGUGCUGGGAGAUGGCACCCUGGAGAUCCGAUUUGCCCAAGACCAGGACACUGGGAUCUAUGUCUGUAUUGCAAGUAACGCAGCUGGGAAUGACACCUAUUCAGCCUCCCUGACAGUAAAGGGGUUUACUUCAGACCAUUUACUUUAUGCCAACAGGACCCCUAUGUAUAUGACAGACUCCAACGACACAAGUUCUAAUGGAACUAAUGCAAACAACUACUCUCUGGACCUUAAGACAAUAUUGGUGUCCACAGCUAUGGGCUGUUUCACAUUCCUUGGAGUGGUUUUAUUUUGUUUCCUUCUUCUUUUUGUGUGGAGCCGAGGGAAAGGCAAACACAAAACCAGCAUUGACCUUGAAUAUGUCCCUCGCAAAAACAACGGUGCUGUGGUUGAAGGGGAGGUUUCUGGACCACGAAGGUUCAAUAUGAAAAUGAUUUGAUGGUAUUCUGCUAGCAAUGCUUUUUCUGUGGCAUUAAAAACCAAUUAAAACAGCCUGGCAUGUGGAAUUGCUAGGCAGAAGGAGCUUAAUGCAGCUGUCAGUGUAUCAAAAGGUUAUAUGAAAAUGGAAAGACUAUUUGUGGUUAUAGAAGAGAGCCUCCAGACCUUGAGGCAGAUGUGUCAGGGCCUUUCAUAGAACUGGGAACUUGUACUAACUGUUUGCAUUGCAAAUAUUGGCAUUCUGGGGAUAUCAGCAAUGAACCACUGGCUCAUGCUCAUGGACAAUUGUUCAACAUUUUCUACUGCUACAAAAGGAAAAAGAAAAAAACCCUACAGUGUAGGAUUUACAUACUUAAAGAAAAAGACACAUUUGUCUAAACCACACUCUACAAUGAAAUUUGUAUCCAUAUAUCGCAUUUGGUAAAACUUUGCAUCCUCCCUUCUAGCUGGUUCAACACAAAAAAAAAAAAAAAAACAGUAGCUUUUUUUAUUUUUAUCUCUAUCUACUGUGUACAUUUUGAAGCAAUACAAAAGAGAGGUUGUGCUUUUAAAUAUCCACCAAUACUGACCCAAGUGUGAUGUCACCCAUCUUUUAACUACCAUAAAAACCCAAAUUAGAUCCUUGUAGUUACUAAUUAGAAAAAAGAUAUUUUUCUCCUCAUGUAAAAGGCCAGAGCUGAAUAGUUGAGAGCAAAACCGCUCAACUCUGUCGAUCUGCUCUUCAUAUAAAUAUAAGGCAUGUGCCUAGUUUUGAUACAGAAUGGAAUAUUUUUUAUAUCUGUGAUAUCACACUGGACCAGUAUUCUGUAAUACAGCCCUGGAUCUCACACAGGGAAGGCAACCCACUAGUCAAUGCUGGCAUGGAGGAGUUGAGUUCUACCUUGAAGAGAGAGAAUCAAUUUUGUUAGCCCUUAUAUUAAUUUCAAAGCUAUUGUUAAAAUGUUAAUGUGUACUGGGCUAAAUAAAGAGCAUAAUACAUCCUGCAGACUCCUUGGGAAACAUGGUCAUCUUACUCUUUAUACAAAUGAAUUAAAACAUACAAACACUCUGUUACUAGGAAUGAACUCUUCUCCAAUGCCAAGUAAACUACAGUUGUUCAUGCAUAAUAUGGGGAUUUAUAAUACUAAAAUAAUGUUUAAAACAUGAUAGCCUCAAAAAGGCUGACAUACUGCCAGAUAUAAUGAACCUCUAGCCACUGUAAUUCUCAUCUUGUAUAUUUGUAGAUAACACAAAGACACAAAGCUAAUUUCCAAGAACAGAUUACAUAGCUAUUCUUGAUGCCAUUUUAAAAAUAAUGUGGUUAUGUUUCUUUCAGGGGCAGUAUCUUAGAGCAAGAGGGGCAAGUUUUUCUAGAUUUUAGGAAUCUUUUUUAAAGGAGAGAAGACAGAAGUGGAACAUUAGUUCAGUACAAGUAACCUUUUGUUUGUUUUAUAUUUCCAAAGAAAUCCUCAAAAGAUUGAGAAGUGAAAUUUUAUUCUUUAUCAUUAAUACCAUGAUUUUUAUUUUUAAAUCCUCAGCAACUGCAAGAUACAAAGUUAUUCAGCCACCUCUCAAAGUUUCCACCAGUUGUGAGCCAUAGGUUUGUCAUUCAUGGUUGAUAGCAAAUACCAUUUUUAAAUGACUGGCAUAAUCUGGAGUAAGGAUGACAAUGACCUUAUCUAUAUUUAACCAAGAUGAAUAUGAAAAUAUUGUUAGACAGAAAAUUCAGAUUAAUGUGAUUUAAGAGCCUGUGUUCAAUCUUAGUGUUAGAUUUCAGCGUUUUGAAACCAAAGUCAGGCUGACCUACAAUAGGAUGCAGGUGCUUCUAAAAUUAGUAUCCACAUUCUUUGUAGAGAUUUCAAAAGCAGGAUAAAAAUUCUCCCACUUCUAUCAAGGGAAAUGUGCCAAAAGUUGUAAAAUCCAGCUGUGUUCCCCAGAGGUACCGAUGCAGGACCCAAGGCUAGGCAGUUUUGAGAAUCUUUUUUUUUAGUGGUUGAUCAUUGGUUGCAUCGUUGCUCCAUUUAAGGUCAUCAAACUGAGGAGGUUGCAAGGGUACUUAGAAUUUUUUUCACUUAACGUGGCUUUAAGUUUAGAGUUGGGUUUUCUUGUUUCCUUUUCUUUAUGCUCUGAACUAGAUAUUUGGAGAUCUAUGGACAUGCUUGAGAAGAAUACUCUUUGUUCUAUGACAUUUGUAGAACAUCAAUAUAAUGGAAUAACCCCUGACUAAAUUCUAACACCAGGGAAAUUAUUUUUGUUGACAUAAAAACCACUGCACUGAAGUCCAAAACUCUACUGUACCUUAAUGUGGGCAGUUAAAGAAACAAAUGGGGAUAAAACAAAAUGUUUCUGAACUGUCCCUUGAAGACAUUUGCAUGUGCCUUUCCCUUGUAAUUGUCUUUUUUUUUCAACUAGUAAUCUAUUACCCCUGCCAAAUGUUUCAAUCAAUGUUAGAAGCAAAAAUUCACCUAAGUUCUAGACAUUUUAAGCUGACUUAUUCAUAUUAAAUGACACAAUAAAAGAAAUAGUCUCCAAAAACAUCACCCUAGAAAACAUGUACUUUUAGGAUUAAUUAUGAGUUGCGGUAUUCUCCUAUUCCCUUAGAAUGACUCGUAAGAAGUGAUUUCAGUUAGGGCACUGCAAGGAUUUGUGAACAAAAAUCUGCUUAGUUAUCUAUGUGAAAUGUGCGCUGGUGAUGGAAAUCACCGCUUGCUGUUGCAGAAUACCGCUUUGCAGAGCUGUCAGCAUUCUGUGUAUCGCCCUGAGUUCAGUCAGUAUUCAGUUUUUCAGAAUCAGUGUUUGUUCCCUGCCUCUAGUAAUGUUCUACUUUUUGCAGCCUACUUAUUUCAGCAUGGACUUAACAUGGCAUAUGGCACCUCUUAACAGAAGUGAGGACAGCAAGACCCAGAGACACUUUAUGUCUUGCUCCACAUAGUCUCCUUCUUAUGUAUUUGUGGGACACAUACUAACUAUGACUCUUCUGGGUGAAUAAGGAAUACACUGUCAAAGUCAGACCUAGACAAGCACCUUUAGCAAUCCUUUUAAGAAUAGUGGCUGAAUGCUUACCUUGCCUCUUGAAGGAGUCACUUCUCUGCUAGAGAUCAAAGAGACGUACUACAGCUUAUUUUACUGCAGGGGAGAAAAAGGACUGGGCUGUGAAUAGGCAUAUGACCCACAUGGCUCCCCCAUCAUAUAUUCAGAAACAGCUUGAUAGUGCAUACCUGGCACUAAAAGAGGAAUCAAAGGUUUUAAUCUACCUCUGACUGGUAUACUGGCUGGUCUCCGUGCUGACACGAGCCUGAAUUUACUUGGCAGCCAGUGCAACAAAACUGAGGAGUAGCAAUAGUUCUGCAGAAAAGGAGAAAACUGAAAGUGUCAGAACCAGCACAGCAAGUUGAGAAAACAGAUACCAAAAUAUCCUUGUCAAUAACUCUUGUAAGAGAAAUGUCCAGGCCUCUUGAAAAUAUGUUUUGAAGUCCACUUGCACAGAUCAGAAGAUAAGAAUAGAUGAUUGUACAAGUGUUUACAGAAUCACAGUGAAUCACAGAAUCAUUUAGGUUGGAAAAGAUCUUCAAGAUCAUCAAGAUUAUCAAGUCCAACCUUUGACUGAUUGCCACCUUGGCAACUAGACCUUAACACUAAGUGCCACACCCAGUUAUUUACUGAACAGCCCCAGAGACAGUGACUCCGCCACUUCCCUUGGCAGCCCAUUCUGAUCCUUAACCACCCUUCUAGUGAAGAAAUUCUUCCUGAUGUCCAGCUUGAACCUCCCCUGUUGCAGCUUGGGGUAGGACCUCUCCUUCCGUCUCUGGUUGCCUGGGAGAAGAAGCCAAUCCUCACCUGGCUAUAACCUCCUGCAAGGGAGCUGUAGAAAGUGCUAGGUUUCCCCUGAGCCUUCUUUUCUGCAGACUGAACACCUUCAGUUUCCUUAGCUAUAGCACUUUCACUGUACACCCUCCCCUAGCUCUGUUGGCCUUCUCUGGACACAUUCCACCACCUCAAUUUCUUUAUUGUAGUGUAUGGCACAGAACUGGACACAGGACUUGAGGUGUGACCUGACCAGUGUACAGAGGGACAAUCACUGUCCUGCUCCUUCUGGCCACACUAUUGCUGAUACAGACCAGGCCACCACUGGCCUUCUUGGCCACCUGGGCACACUGGCUUAUAGUCAGCUGCUGUCAGCCAGCACUCCUUGGUCUUCUGCUUAGCUACUUCCCAGCCACUCCAUCCCUAGCUUGUAGCACUGCAUGGGGUUGUUGUGACCUAAGGGCAGGAUCCAAUGCUUGGCCUUUAUGGUUCAUACCAUUGGCCUUGAGCUAUUAAUACAGCCCGUCCAGAUGCUUCUGUAGAGCUUUCCUGCCCUCCAGCAGAUCAACACUCACAUCCAAAUUGGUGUCACCUGAAAACUUACUGAGGGAGCAUUCCAGGUAAUUGACAAAGAUAUUAAACAGGAUUGGGCCUAAUUCUGAGCCCUGGGAACAUUGCCAGUGACCCAAAUAGUUGUGGCACCAUUCGCCUCUCUCUGGGCCUCACCGUUCAAACAGUUUUUAACCCAGCCCUUUUCCCAAACCAGUUAAACUUUCUAUAAAUGAGUUAAAGAUAGCACUGAAGCAAUGUAUACAGAAAAGAGUUUUUUGCAAUGAAUUAACGAUGGAUAAUACUAAGCAGCACCCCACCUCAGCCUUUUUUUUAAGGUUUUGAGCUAGUGCUCUGGUUUUUGUCCCUUCUUCUUUCUUCUUAACUUCGCAAAUUUAUUUGCAGAAAAGCUUUAUCCAUUAAAAUGUAACAUUAGAUUCAGACUGGGAAGCUGCUUUUACCCUCUAUACCCACAUCAUUAUACAUUCACGCAUGCUCCUAAGUGCCAGCAGAAGCAACAACUCCCAAUACAACUGAACAGGAGACACCAAGACCCCUAGAGAUGCUGAUGUCGCUGGACAUUUUGAAACUAAAUUUUAUUUCAGUUGGCUUCAUUAUCAUACUGACAUUCAAGGUUUCCUUUAUUUACUUGAAUGGUAGCUCUCUUCCUUAUUUGUUAAAUUUUGAUUUUGCAUCAUCUAUAGCAACAACAAUUAUAACACCAUUAAGAAAAUAAGAAAUAUUAUACAUUACAUGCUCAGCACAACAAAUUGUAAUUUAGGCAGAUGAGACACCAUAAGAAAUCAGCCUUAAUAUUUAAUCAAAAUUCAUAUCUUAACUUUGUAACAGAAUAAAAAACUAGCAAGGAGAUUACUGAGGUAUGUAGGCCAUGUUGCAACUGAAUCACAACAAAGACGUGAAAGAAACUUUUCUACAUGACGCCUGAAUAUCUGUUUUUUACACUAGACUUUCCCAGAAAGAAUCUCAGGAUGUGUGAAUGUCAGAAACCUCCAUUUAACCCAUGAGAAGACAAAAGCAUUGGCUUGAAAUCUAGGUGAUCAAGCAAUUUCUGGCUGCCCAAGGACAACAGCAGCUUCCAGCAAGGAUAGACAAGAAACUAUAGUCAUGCAGUUAUUUUCACUUAUUCACUACUGCAUCCCAUGAAAACAGUCCGUUAGCACCAAUAAAAUGCACAAUCCUUACCCAUUUUCUUCACAUGAGGCAACAUUUGCGUAAUAAGCUACAGUGUUCCACCUCCACUCACAGCAGUGAAACAUCCAGCAAGAAGUGAGGAAGAGGAAACCUCUUCUGACCAGUUUGCUAAUAAGCUUUUACCAUUGAAUGGCCCUAGUCUACCUGGGGCUAUCAUGAUGGUUGUUUGUCCAUUCCCAUCCUCUGCUCACCAUGUGGUUUGACAUGGAGUAGCCGGGAAAAAAAACAUGCAGUCAAGUUAUCCCUUCUCCCUAAACUGUAACUGACAAACAGGACAGCAGUAGUGUCUUAGAAAUCUCAGUAUGCUUCAGUUGAUACAUGGUUUUGCCAUAAAACAACAUGUGAGAAAACACUGGAUACAUGCUUUCUGAUUUUUUUCAGUAUCCUGUGUGAUUGAUUGCUCUUUGUGCCAAAAAGUACCAGGAAAGAAUAACUAAAAAGCUCUCAUCCAAUAAUUUAAAACUUUAUUGUAUCUGACGGAGUUAAAGGAACACCUUUAGAAAAGUCCAAGGGCCUGAUUGCUGGAGAAUGUUUCAAGAAAUCAAUGAGAUUUUUCAAGCAAAGCAAUUCUUAUUAUCUGAAAUAAGAAUUAAAAUCUCAAUUUUCCUUGGCAACUUAAAAGUAUCACAGUUCAGUGACACAUGCUCCUUUUGUCUGUCUCUUAGCUCUGCUCAAUUCCCUUCUCAAUUUCAAAUUACUGUGAUGCCAAAGGAAGAUAUCUGGAUUUGGUUAAGUUUCAUUGAAUGCUUACAUGGCUUUUGGAAUCUAGAUCAUAAAGCCGGAUCUUAAACCUUCUUCAAGCCAAAAAUAAAAGCAAAUAUGAAGAAAAAGCUUGAGUAAACCUCUCCUGCAAAUGAAAUAAAUUAAAUUUUAUGAGAAUCCUGCUACUAAGAUAGCAUGUGAAAAGCAAUCUGCAGGAAUUUUGGGGGAUUUGGGGGGGUUUUUGUUUUGUUUUAUCUUUUUCACUAGAAGCAGGUGGUUGGGUAUAAGGCCAUCUGGAAAUAAAAUCUGUAUUUAUAGCAUCAGCAGAAUGAGGAAAGAGAUGGCAUAGUCAACAAAAUACUCUAUGUUAUUUCAGCUUAAAUUGAAAGAUAUUUUAUCUUUCAUAUUAAAAUACGGUAUAGAUACAUAAAAAAGAACAGACUUUUGCCUCCUAAUUUGAUUAUCUGUCUUUAUUCAACUGUACCAAAAUUGUCAUGAAGCAGAACUGCUGCAGUAAGAGACUGAAAACACACUUCCUACUGUAGUCAGGCAAUAUAAAUCAGGAGAAAUCCUCUUGACACCGUUCUGUAGGUCCUGAUUACACUAGAAAUUUGAUAAACGAAUCUAGGUGUUUUUUGCUUUCUACUAAGCAAGCUGUAGUGGAAAAUCAGCAGAACUCAUGUUUUAAUUAUUUCUCAUCUUGUGGCAUCUUGUGCCCUUUCCUCUGGAUUGCUUUAAUAUUUACACUGCUAGAAGAACUGCAAAACAUGAAGAUGUGGGAAGAAAGGGAUAAAAGGCAAAUGGAAAUCUCUGACCUUGAAGAAGUCAGCCUAUUUCUACUCAUGGCAUUUGCAAGUCAGAAACAUCACCUCCUCACACUUAAAGCCAAAAACAAUGGCUUUAAAGCAUUGUGCAUAAGCAGCUGCACAAGCAUCUAUGAAGAUGGUGGUCAACUUGUACACAUAUUAAUAAUUUUGGUCUUUCAGAAAACAAAAUAUUAUUGCUUCUUAAAGAAUUAAUUUAUGUCAUUUUGGUACUAAAAGCAAACACUUGGCUUAAUUACACUGGGUGCUGUAUAAGUAGGAAGUAAAUUAUAACACUGAUCUGUUGAGCUUACAGCCAUAUAGUAGGAAUUUGGCUUUUGAGCAAGUACACAUGAUAACAAGUCUCUCAUUGUUUGUCAAGGGAAUGCCAUAGUGCAGAUAUAUUAAAAUAUCAUCACACUGAAAUCUGUCUGCAAGCACAUGUAGUUCAUAUGUACAUGUUUGUGUGUGAAAAAAUAGUUAUAUUUGUUUUGUUCCUUUCUUAUUUCAAGUAUUAAAUGUAUAUUGUUUUUAAAAAGUGACAACUUUAACAUGAAAAAAUUGUGCUGUAAUUUAUUUUGAUAUAUAUGCUCAUGAGUAUUGGAUGGGAAAUGAAACAGCCUUGCUGUCAUGAUCCAUGAAGCACGUGACAAUUCAGGCUUGUCCAUAAGUUUGCUUCAUGUUUGAGCAAAAUAUGCAAAUAUAAUGAAAAAAAAAAACCAAAAAAAACCAAAAGCAAAACAAAAAAAGUGCUUUGUUGUCAAGACAGUUGUCCUGAAUGUAAUUUUAAAAGUUACUUUAGGGCUUAUGUCAUUAUGUGUGUCAUAAUUAUCCACAAUGAAACCCAAAUAAAUAAUUCCAUGGAGUGGCAAAAUUUACUUGAAAAAGUGAAGAAAAUUUACAUCAUUUCCCCUAUUGUAGAUGGUCAGUUUUUUUCCCCAAGGUGUAGUGUAGAACACUAAGACCAGAAAAAUACAGUUUCCGUACAGAAGUCCUUAGUGUCAGGUCUUCACAACAAGCUGACUUUUCAGGCCCACUCCUCUUGAACUGAGAAUCUGAACACAUACCGUGAGAAAUAGAAGACUCUGGCAGGUAUUUUUCAACUACACACUUUCCUCCUUCAUUGCUUAAAGCCCUCAAACACAGAGAAAAUCCUAGGCCUCAUUCAGAUGCAUUUUGGGAUUUAUCAUCAGUACAAAGUAUCAAUCAGCCUGUUUCCUCACUUUUACUUGCACAGUGUGUUCAGGUAACUGAUGGGGAUACCAAUCAGGCAAAUGCUGGAAGAAGAAAAGCAUGCCACUUAACAGCACCACAGAGAGAACAGCAGAAACAUAGAUUUCACCAGCUGUGUAACUUGGAAAGCAACAAAUACUGAAAAUCUGCAUCUGAAACAUGGUUACUGAGGAAAUCACCAGUAUUCAAACACCUAUGUAAUUACAAAAAAAUUAAGUGGUGAAAAGUAGAUUCUGCUGAGGUUGAAACCUAUUUCACCCCCUGAGACUUGCCACAAUCUACCAAGUCUUCAUCAGACAUCAGCUUUGAAGGACACAGGCUGUAAUCUAAACUAUUGCUACUCCCAUUUUUCCAAAGCUAGGUGCUUUUACCAACAGCAAAUUUUUUUAUGGUUUCCAGGAUAAUCUGAAUUAAGAUUUAUCACCUGCAUACCCAUUAUACUCUAACUUAGAGUCCUGUUCUGUAGAAGGGAAAAUAGUUGCUACCUUGGGAAAAGAAGAAGCAGUUUAAAAUCCUGAUAGCUUACUAAGAGCAGAGACAGACAGGAGCUGAAUCUGAGCUCUUCUAUGCCCCCAGUAUGUGUCUUAUCCUCCUGCAUUUGCAUUUGACACCUCCAAAAGAUUUUGACUGAUUUGCCCCACUGUACCCUCCUCCAGAACAGAAUGUCAAAUGCAAAUUGUCAGAGAAACUUUGUUAUUGGUUUUAUUAUGGUAAUCUACUUUAUUUAUAAUAUUUUUAAUCUGAUUGGCAGUCUAAUGUACUGCAGUGCUGCCUUCAGUAUGACAUGAAAAAAGAGCCAUUUCCCCUACCACUGCACAGAGAUCAAAGGUCUUUCUUCAAAGGUUCCUCCAUCCUAAGAUUACACUAUAACAAGAGGAAGAACCUGUUCCUAUAUCACAAGAUCUAUUAAGCAAUUUCCAGUUCUUACAGUAGAAGCAGCUACUAGUUUUCUCCAUGACCAGAUAGAGAAAAACACCAUUGCAUCAGACAAUCACUGACACAUUCACUAAAAUUUAAAAAAAAAAAAAAAAAAAUUGUAGAAUGUAUUACUCUAAACAAACACACUUUAGAUUUUUAAAAGCAUACAAAAUUUGCUAAAGCACAGUCACUUUCAAAAAUUUUUAAGACUAUUUAUACUAUUGCAGAUCCACUAUAGAGGAUUUGCCACAUAGUUAGUAGCCCUAUAUUGGAUUAUACAGACAUCUUUAAAUAAAUAAAUCUUGGCAUCUAAAGUUUAUUUUAAGAAAUGCCUGGAUUUAAUAUUUUUGUAUUUUUAAAAGUUGAUGGGAAAUCAAAAAUCCCACUACUUACCAAGUAAAUUCAAUUCAGAGAGACUGAGUUAUUCUCAUAUGAGGGAAUGCUCACAGUGAAUUUUCUGCAUCAUAAAACCUUCCCAUGUACAGCUGUAGAUAACAUGCAAAAAAAAGGGCUUUGUUCAUCUCUGGUACUGUCUGGAACUGGGGGAGAGGCUGGUAAUUCAUGCUGGGAAAGCAAAAAUAAAGUGUAAAAGUGCUGGAUUAAGAAACACAGAGUUAUUGCAAAAGAACUGGCCUUUCUGUCUACAGGCUCAGUAGCAGUCUGGGAAAUUUAGUUUAAAUUCUUGCUUUCCUAGAUACAGGAAAUUCCUUAUUUUCCCUCUUCUUGGAAGGAUAAGUUUCAACCUUAGUAAUCCAUGGGAAAUGAAAUGCAGUAAGAAGUUAAUAAAAUGCAGGAGUGGAUAUUAAACAUGAACAGAAAUUAAAAUGUACCUAAAAAUUAUGUUACACUGGUACUUAGCACAUUGUCUAAGUAAUUCUGGAAUUAUUUUGAUUUUCAGGAUCUGGUUUAUUAAUUAAUAGCUAGGGAAUUCAUUCAGCUAGUUAAUGCUGUAAUCACCAGCUGGAAUAUCUUACUUACCUCAUCAGUCCCUAAGUGGAAGUUAUAUUUUUCUGAGCUAUUUUCCAAUAACUUUCCUAUUUAUAUAACUCAAAAGCACAAGUGAUGGAGAGCACACUUAUUUUAUCAUAGAAAGACAAUGAUAACAAAUUAAAUCUAUCACUUUUGCUAAGAGAGCUUUUUGCUGUUUUUACAAAGAUUAAUAGAUAGCAUCCUUAUCAAAAUUAUUGCUAUCACUAAAACCAAACACCUCACCUUAAUAAUCUAUUGACUUUUUGUGCAUCUGAGCAGUGCACCAGUACAAAUGCACUGCAAGAAACAUUUUGCUUUCACAUUGGGCAGGCAUGCCAUGCAAAGGGGUUAGAGGCAAUGCAGCCUUCUGAGUUGCAGAAACAUUUUCAUUUCAAAAGGCCUUAUUGAAUUUUUUGUUGGCUUUUACGGGUUUGGUAGGCUGUCACAUCUUGUUAAAGGAUAUCAUAUCAUCCUUUUCUGGCUUGGACAGGGCAUAGCUGUUAGUUUGUAAUAUAAACAGAAGGCUGCAACUCAGGAUUUCUUAGUUGUAAUCAAAACCCUGGGCCUCUAACUCUUUGGAGAAUACAAAAAUAUUUACCUUCCAAAAGGACGAUUCUACCAUUUCCCUAAGGGUUAUAAAGCCAAGGAGUUAUAGUUCACUCAUACCUGGGUGAGGAAUGAUAAUUUUGACGAGGAUUGGUAUCAAACAAAGAAAAUAUUUUUUAAGAAAUGCAAGCCCUGCUGCUCAAAGGGCUCCAGAUGAGGGCUCCUCUUGGCAAGGACUCCUCAGGGCAAGGCUGCCCUGUGGUCAGCCUUUCCAACAGUUCUAAAUGAAAGGAUUGCAGAGCAGUGGCAGUAUAUGAAAGAAAAUUGUCAUGAGAGAUGCACACCAACUAGAUGCUGACUUUUAUGCAGUUCAGUAGUAUAUUGGAUAAAAGGACCUCUUAAUGCCUCACUUAAUUAGUGUCUUUGCAAUGGUUGAAAAAACAUUAUUAUCUCCUAAAGCGUCAACAAAAUCUGUGUCUUUGCCUUUGAUUAUAGAUGAGAAAUGCUGAAAUGAAUGCAAAGCACACAUUAAUAGUCAAGUGUCACACCAAGCAAUCAGACUACUACUACUACUACUACAAAAACAUUUUUAUUAGUCCUUAUACAAAACUACCAAAACUAAGUCACAUAAUUUCUCCACUCGCUAAUCCAAGUUUCUUGAAAGAAAACUACCAUUUUCACAUGUUUCCCAGCUCUUUAAUAGAUAAAGUAACAAGAAUACACUUUUCAAAUUACUGCUGCCAGUGUUUAUUAUAGGGAAUUUUUCCUGACACAACUCCAUUUGCCACAACAUUGAGUUGUGGCCAACCUCAUCUUCAUCUUUUAAUCAAGAUUGGUUUUGCUUAUACAUGAGUCAAAUACUUGGAAAUUCCCUAUUCCCAGCUUCUGCUUUAGAACUGAAGCCAGAAGAUUUUGUUGUGAAUAUCCGUGAAGUAUGUUUGAUAGUUAAUGGUUACAGCCUUGCAUCCAGCAGUCACUGGAACUAUACCUCAUACUAAGGUAUGAGCCUAUCUGGCAGGAUUAAAAGUAACAACUGCUCCUUGGGAAGCAGAUUAACCAAUACCUCCAUUUUAUCUUUCAAGACCUCUAUCAACUUUCAAGACACAGGAAAGUCUGUGUCCAAGUCAUUUAGAACUGAAGGAAAUAUUUGCAGGAUAUCCUUGCCAUCUUAGAGAACUGCAUACAAAAAGACAUGUGAGAAGUCAGUUUGUCCUUUAAGAUUAAAUUACUGAAGCAGAAAUCUAAAACAUUACAAACAAAAGGAUGUAUGCAUUUAAGAAAUGCUCCGGUGGGUUUUAUACUGUAAGAAUGAAAGUCAGAAACAUAAGUAAAAGGUGAACUUGUUGAUGAGAAAAUUAUUUUCUCAAUGUAAUAAAUGCUCCCUUCGGAUCACAAAAUACAUUCCCUCCAGUAUUUAAACACAAGGAUUCUCCUCUUUCCUCGUUCAAAGAGAUCUACAAACCACCUCAUUUCAGUACAAAUACUUUAUUAAAAUGCAUUCUGUUACAUUCAAAACAUCAACCCUCCCUAGAUUUUCAACAGUUGUUGUAAUUGUUUUUCAUAUAAAUUGAUUCUAAUUGUGACACUGUUCUGCUACAAAGCCUAUUGUCUGUGUCCUUCAGAAUUGUCAAUUACUUAAAUGAAGAAAUAAAGGCUUGAAAGUGCAUUGUUGUAAUUGAUUUCUAUGUUUAAAUUAUCUAAUCACAAAACAAAGUUAUGAAUUUAAUCUGUUGAGGCACAAAUACUUUCCUUGACAAUAGAAAGAAAAAAAGAGAAAAAAUAAAUAUAAAAAUCCA
This is a messenger RNA of Taeniopygia guttata (zebra finch), 27254 nucleotides long. It is a transcript of the gene LINGO2, whose product is annotated as leucine rich repeat and Ig domain containing 2. Gene Ontology annotation, cellular component: plasma membrane. NCBI's taxonomy places the organism in Eukaryota, Metazoa, Chordata, Aves, Passeriformes, Estrildidae. The record is from RefSeq and is a predicted model, not a curated record. Gene Ontology annotation, molecular function: protein binding.